AUGAUCAAAAUAGCAUUAGUGAAUACAAUACCAGUAAAAAAGUCUUCCAAUGAGCAAAAUAAUAAGCAACAAUUUGAACAAAUUAAUUUAGAAUCAUUAAACAAUGAACCAGAAGAGCCAGUGUUCCCUACAAUAGCACAUCAAAUUUCAAACCAUAUAAAUAUUAAUGAUGCUUCAAACAAUGUUCAAUCCAUUUUAAAUGAAGAAUCAUUAAUAGUUGCUAAAGAUUUUGAAGUAUCAAAUCAAGAUAUUGUAAAACGUUUUCGUAAGUGGGCUGUAGACUUCAAUGUAUCACAUAGAUGUGCCAAUGAAAUGUUAUCCAUUUUAUGUAGUACGGGCUUAAAACUUCCAAAAGAUGUUAGAACUAUUCUAGGCCAACAUAAAACUAAUCAUUUGAUUGUUGAAAUUGAAAAUGGUUCAUAUCUAGAUUUAGGUAUCGUAAACAUGAUUAAACCACAUUUAAUUAAACAAAUAAAAUGUAUUCCUGAUAAUAUAACGAUUAAGUUGAGCUUCAAUAUUGACGGUUUACCACUUGCUAAAAGUUCAAAAACUCAAUUUUGGCCAAUUCUAUUGUCAUUUGUAAAUUUACCUCAUUUUAAGCAAACUGGUAAUGUUAAUGAAUUUUUUAAACCAUUUUUAAACGAGAUUCAAAAUCUUAUAACUCAUGGAAUUAAAAUUGAAAAUAAAAUAAUACAUUUUGAAAUUGUUCACAUUGUAGCAGACGCCCCAGCAAAAGCAUUUUUAUUAAAAGUUAAAAAUCAUAAUGGGUAUUUUGGUUGUAACUCUUGCGAAGUAGAAGGUGAUUUUAUUGAUAAUAAAGUUUGUUUUUUAAAUUUGUGUGCACCAUUACGUACUAAUGAUUCAUUUCGAUCAAAGUCCAAUACAGAAUACCAUAAAGAUGGAUUAAGUCCUCUGAUAGAACUUCCUUUAGACAUAACAACCACUGUAGUACUUGAUUAUAUGCAUUGUGUGUGCCAAGGAGUCAUGAAACGGCUUCUAGAAUUUUGGGUAAGAGGUAAAAAACCAAUAAGAAUUUUAGAAGAGAAAAAAGAUAUUAUUUCUCUAUCUCUUUUAAAUAUAAGAAAAUUUGUACCAUCUGAAUUUGCACGUCUACCAAGAUCAUUAGAUGAUCUUGAGUAGGUAUUGGAAAGCAACCGAAUUUCGUGAAUUUCUUUUAUACACUGGGGUAAUUGUAUUAAAAUCAAAUUUAAAAAAAGAUAUGUAUGAACAUUUUUUACUUUUAUUGGUGUCCAUUCGAAUACUAUGCUCAAAUGACUUAUGUCAAAAAUAUAAUGAUUUAGCUUUAAAACUUUUAAAAACAUUUGUUCAAAACUAUUCUUCAAUUUAUGGUCCUCAGUUUAUUAAUUACAACGUCCACAGUUUGAUACACUUACCAUUUUUUUCUAACUUAUAUGGACCUUUAGAUAAUUUUAGUGCAUUUAAAUAUGAAAAUUACCUCCAAUUUCUGAAAAAAUCUAUGAAAUGUUGUAAAUUCCCCCUUUCCGAAAUCAAAAAUAAAAUUAUUGCAUCUGAAAAAGAAGAGCUGUUAAAUAUUUCUACUGAUGAUAAUAAUAUAUUAAAGUCAUUUAAAAUUAAUGAAAAAAUUUCAAAUUUUAAUAUUAUUCAUUAUAAUCAAAUAAAUCUCAAAUCUAAUAAUUUUGUUUUGAGCUGUAGCAAUCCCAAAGACCAAUGUAUCAUUUUAAAAAAUAAUGAUAUUGUUUUUAUUAAAAGUAUUUAUAAAAAUAAUUCAGAAAAUGAUAAUAUUAUAAAACUUUCAGUCAUUAAAAUACUAACAGUAGAAGAUUUAUUUUCAGAACCAAUACCUAGUAUGAAUAUUGGAAUUUAUUUAGUAAAUAGUAAUCAUGUGUCAAACCCAUAUCAAAUCCUUUUAAGUGAUUUGAAAUUCAAAUGUUUUUUUUCUCAACUCCUUCAUAACCAAGCUGUUAUUAUUUCAUUAUGUCACAGUGUCUGAUAUAAAUAUUAAAUUUGUAGUUCAAUUACAUUGUACAUGUUAAGAAUAUAUUUAUACUAAAUUUAUUGUAUGUUUAAAAUAAGUUGGUGAAAAUAGAAAUAUUUGUAUACAAUAAUG
Aphis gossypii (cotton aphid) is the source of this 2089-nucleotide messenger RNA. RefSeq lists its product as uncharacterized. Bases 1 to 1140 code for a protein of 379 amino acids. Lineage: Eukaryota; Metazoa; Arthropoda; Insecta; Hemiptera; Aphididae. The transcript has 3 exons. The record is from RefSeq and is a predicted model, not a curated record.